AUGAGGUGCUGGAGUUCUCAGCAAAGAAGUGGCUGGGUUUACCCUACUAUAGUGCUAUGUACUUUUGGAUUCUUCACAAUGAUGAGACCAGCAGAACCUUUCCUUACUCCCUUUCUAAUUGGGUCUUACAAAAACCUGACAAUUGAACAGGUUUCAAGACAAGUGUAUCCAGUAUGGACAUACACCAACCUUUCCUCGUUGAUCCCUGUGUUUUUACUGACAGACAUUUUCAGAUACAAACCAGUUGUGGUUUUGCAAGGACUUGCCAACAUAUUGGCUUGGCUCUUGCUAUUAUUUGGCACUGGUUUGAAGUCUGUACAAUCUGCAUUCUUCAGCUAUGGUCUGGCUUUGGCAAUGGAAGUGGGAUACGUGUCCUAUAUUUACAGUGUUGUCCAUAAAGAGCACUACCAGAAAGUGACCAGCUACUCCAGGGGAGCUUUACUGUUGGGUUAUGCAGUUGGUUGUCUCCUGGGUCAAAUCCUUGUAUCUUUUGGAAUAUCCCUUUUUUGUCUUAAUGUCAUCACUCUGAGCUCUCUCUCCAUCUCCCCAUUUAUAUCCUUGCUGCUGCCUAUGCCACAGAAAAAUGUGUUGCUCAAUGGACUGCAUUCUAGGAGCCCAAGCAUAGACAUUUUCCCAAAUUCAAGCAGAGUAUCAUCCCAAUGUUCCUUCUCUACUCUAAUGGACGCCACCAGGAGAAGGAUUGUGAAUGCUGUAAUUGUGGAUUUCAAAGAGUGCUACUCAUCUGUAACCCUCAUUUUUCUCUCCCUGUGGUGGGCAAUGGGGAAAUGUGGUUUCUAUCAGAUUUCAAGCUAUGUGCAAAUUCUCUGGACUUCAAAAUCCCCUCAGAAUUUUACAGCAUACAAUGGGGGCGUUGAUGCACUUUCAACACUUUCAGGCGCAGCCGCUUCCUUUGCAGUGGGCCAUGUGACACUGAACUGGUCUGUUUGGGGGGAGCUGGUUCUAGGGUUGUUCUCGGCAAUUGCUGCAGGUGCUGUUGCCCUGAUGAAUCUCACAAGCAAUAUUUGGAUCUGCUAUGCAUGCUAUAUGGUUUUCAAAUCCUUAUACAUGCUACUCACGACAAUAUGCACCUUUCAGAUCGCAAAAAACCUCAAAACAGAGUGUUAUGCCCUAAUGUUUGGAAUAAACAGUUUUGUGGCAGUCACCUUACAGACUAUUCUGACAGCUACUGUCAUAAACACCAAAAGUCUUCGGUUACCUCUCACUACUCAGUACUAUAUCUAUGCCACAUUCUUUGCAACCAUCGCUAUGAUUUUCCUGAUUCGAGGAGUAUACACCUUGCUUCAUCUAAGGCAAAAUCUGUCAGAUGAUCGAGUCUCCAGUGACACUUAUGAGUAUCUGAUUUAA
This is a messenger RNA of Conger conger (European conger), 1365 nucleotides long. Its product is annotated as thiamine transporter 2-like. Gene Ontology annotation, molecular function: vitamin transmembrane transporter activity. The transcript is spliced from 6 exons. NCBI's taxonomy places the organism in Eukaryota, Metazoa, Chordata, Actinopteri, Anguilliformes, Congridae. Gene Ontology annotation, biological process: vitamin transport; transmembrane transport. Gene Ontology annotation, cellular component: plasma membrane. The record is from RefSeq and is a predicted model, not a curated record. The coding region runs from base 1 to 1365 and encodes 454 amino acids.